GAGAAAAAGCGAGGGGGAGGAGAAAGAGAGAGCGGGCAAAGAAGAGGGAGAGUGAGAGUAACGAGAGGGGUCUUGCAUAGAUAAAGUUGCUGGGGGAGUAUGGAGUUCAGGGAGAGGACAGAACACUAUGCAGAGGAGCCAAAGAGAGGAGCAGAACCAGAAUAUGCCAGAGAGAGUGUGUUGGUUCCAGGGGCAGAGUUACCACAAGCUGAAGAGGGCAUGUCUGCAGCGGGGCAAGCUCUUCAAGGAUCCCCUCUUUCCCCCAUCCGCACUGUCACUCUUCUACAAACGAGCCCCACCCCCUGGACUCACAUGGAAAAGACCACGGGAACUGUGUAAGGACCCUCGUCUCUUUGUGGACAGGAUCAGCACAUGGGACCUGCACCAAGGCAGCUUAGGUAACUGCUGGAUGGUGGCAGCCACUUCCUGUCUGGCCUCGGAGCCAUCGCUGUGGAAGAAGGUGAUUCCUGAUCACGUGGAACAGGAGUGGAAGCCCAAGCGUCCGGACCUGUACGCUGGAAUCUUCCACUUCCGCUUCUGGCGGCUUGGCCGCUGGACAGACGUGGUGGUGGACGACCUCCUUCCGGUCAGCGAGGACGGAACGCUGCUCUUCUGCCGCUCAGCCACGCCACAGGAGUUCUGGAGCAGCCUUCUGGAGAAGGCCUACGCCAAGUUGAAUGGCUGCUAUGAGGCAUUAGAAGGCGGUAACACGGCGGAGGCCCUCAUAGACUUCACAGGGGGGGUGUCGGAGCCCCUAUGCCUGGACAGGGAGGCCCUCACCCUGCACCCCGACCAGAGGAGGGCGCUGUUCCAGACCCUGGCCAAGGCCCACGGAUGCAAAGCCCUCAUCACCUGCUCCAUACGGCCAGCGGAGGGAGAGAGAGUAGAGUCGGUGCUAGACUGUGGUCUGGUGCGGGGCCAUGCCUACGGUAUCACCGCGGUGAGGAAGGUGUGCCUGGGGAAGCGGUCACUGCUGCCUGGCCGUUGUAGCGGGACGUCCCGUCUCGGCAUGGUGCGCAUGAGGAACCCCUGGGGUACAGCCGACUUUACCGGGCCCUGGAGUCAGGGGUCUCAGCAGUGGAAGCAGGUUGGUCGUGCCGAGAGGGAGAAGAUGGGCCUCAUUGUCAGAGAUGUGGGAGAGUUCUGGAUGGAGUUUGAGGAUUUCUGCCGCUACUUCACAGAUGUGGUGGUGUGUCGUCUGGUAGAACGAGCCCUGCUGUGGCCCAACACCCACUGGAGAGAGGUUCGCUGCCAUGGGGAGUGGGUCCCAUCCCCCAACACUACCGGGGCAACCCCCGCCACCCUCCUCCCCUGCCGCCAGGCAUCCAACCUCGGGAAGAACACAGCCAAGCCUGGGGAGGUGAAUCAGACUCCGCGAGGGGACCGGAAGGAGGCAAGAUUGGGGAAGAGACGGAGAAGUGGAGGAGGAGAAGGAGGAGGCGGUGGAGGGAGAGAGAAGGUGGCUGUAGCGAAGAAGGGGGGGGAGAAGAAGACAAAGAGGAAGGAGGAGAGUGUGAAGAAGGAGGGAGAGGUGGUUGGACGGUGGGAUAAACACAUGGAUAAGAGGAGUAGGUGUGGAGGAUGCAUCAACCACAAAGACACCUUUCUACACAACCCCCAGUUCAUGUUUGAGGUGCAGGGAAAGGAGGAUGAGGUGUUGAUCUGUCUGCAGCAGGAGGACAGGAGGAUAAAGAGGAAGGAUGGAGGAGGAGCGAAUCUGCCCAUCGGCUUUGAGGUGCUGAGGGUGGAGGUGAACCGUCUAAGCCGUGUGCAGCGUGUGGUGGAGCAGGCUGCAAGCUCUGUGUACAUGGACUCCCGUAGCGUUGCCCUGCGAGUGACCCUGGUCCCCGGCCGCUACGCCCUCCUCCCCACCACCUUUCAACCUAGGGCCACCGGACGCUUUCUGCUACGCCUCUUCUCACAUUCACACCUCAGACUCAGUGAGUUGAGACAGGAGUUGCCUGCUCUGUCAGUGUGGCAGUGUUGUCUCCCCCAGUCCAGUGUCGUGACCACCGUCCACCUGCGCCGAGCUUGCGGACUCAGCCAGCCCAAACAGACAGCACCAGAUGUGUAUGCUGUGAUCUGCUGUGAAGACGACACCAUAAGAACACGAGUGUUCAAGGAGGAUGGAAAUCCAGAGUUCAAUAUGAGGGCCAUUUUCUACAGGAGAUACCCAGAUGCACACAUCAGCAUUAAGUUGUGGAACCGUGGUCUACUUUGGGACACUCUAUUAGGAGGGGCUCGACUCCAGACCGGCGACAGCGAGAGAGAGCGGAGCCAGGGGAUUGACCUGCAGGGCGGCCAAUCACAUUCAGGAUACCAGGGAUGCAUCUAUGUGGAAACCUCAUCCAGCAAAUGCCUGACAGACUUGUGACAGACAGCUGUGGCUUGUCCCACCCACUAUACAACCAUGGCAAUCACUGCUUUUCUGGAUGAAGCAGCGGAUUUGAAUGAGGAUGGAUCCAAUUCAAUAGCUUUGAAGGAAAAUAGACAUUUGUCUUCGGCUUCCAUGAAUUACAAAGACAAAUACCUCUUUGAAUGAAAUGUUAUGAGAACUCGGAACCACUGCGUUAAGGAACAGAAAAGCACAGUGAUCUGUUUGUUGUUCACUACUAGUGCAGAGGAGAUCAUAAAAUCAUAAAAAUAUCCCCUAACGUUACAUCUCUGCUGGCCAGACCAUGUAAGAGUACAACAUUAUCCAAAAAAACAACAACAUUUAAACUGUAAAAAGACAUUGAUUACCAGCUGCCAAGGUUAUCUAAGGAUUAUACAUCAUAUGUAGGUCUACUCUUUUUUUAUGUGUCAUGAAAGGUGCAUAAUUUUUGGAAAAACAUUUUGAUCAAUUAAAAUGUCAUUUUCCUCUACAAACUGACCAUUAUAUAGAUGUUUUAUUUCACCUUAAUAUGGUAUGCUAUAUUUUCAAAUAUUUAUUUUAAAAAGAAACAUAUUUCAACGUGGGAUUUUGUUUUUUGAAUUAAUGUGAACAGGAGUAUACCCUAACCUGUCUCUUCUAGCCGUAUUCACAAUCAACUAUCAGGUUUCAGGUAUGACCCAGAUGCAGACAGUGUCGAUGAAACAAAAGUUUAUUUCUAGUCCAGGGGCAGGCAAACGACAGGUCAACGGCAGGCAGAGGUCAGUAAUCCAGCGAGGGUACAAAAGGUCCAGAAUGGCAGGAAGACUCAGGGUCAGGGCAGGGAGGGUUCAGUAAUCCAGAGGGUGCAAAAGGUCCAGAACGGCAGGAAGACUCAGGGUCAGGGCAGGCAGGGGUCAAUAAUCCAGUGAGGUG
This is a messenger RNA of Oncorhynchus kisutch (coho salmon), 3286 nucleotides long. RefSeq names its product calpain-5-like. Gene Ontology annotation, cellular component: cytoplasm. The transcript is spliced from 13 exons. The record is from RefSeq and is a predicted model, not a curated record. NCBI's taxonomy places the organism in Eukaryota, Metazoa, Chordata, Actinopteri, Salmoniformes, Salmonidae. Gene Ontology annotation, molecular function: calcium-dependent cysteine-type endopeptidase activity. Bases 128 to 2374 code for a protein of 748 amino acids. Gene Ontology annotation, biological process: proteolysis.